CGUCGCCACCUCCUCCCUGGCCCUGCGCGGCUCCUCCUGCCGUGCUCUCUUAUUCCGCUCUCCUGCCCUCCUCCUGUCUUGCCUUUGCCGCCGCCUCCCGGCGGAGAGCGGCCCCCCGGCGUGAGGGGCGCGGCCACACCCGGGGAGCGCCGCCCUGCCGAUGGGGGCCCGGUGCAAGCCCCGACAAGCGGGGCUGGGCUGGGUGAGCUGCCCUCAAGCUGUGCUCUGUAGGAGGUUUCCCUCCGCCGCGCUUCGCUCCUUCCCGCCGCUGCAAGGAGUGGUGGCGGUGGGAAUGACGGAGCUGCAGCGGCCUGAGAAGUCGAAUCGCCGAUAUUUCACGGUUUCGCAGCCAUUAUCUUUAUACACACACCCAGCGUCGUGCCCGUGGACUCGGCUCCUGGAGCGCUGUGGUGGCGGGAGGAGCCGGGUGUCGGGAGCAGCGGGGCUUAUCCGCAGCCACAGCUGCUCAUGGUGUGCUCCUCACACCGCCCCAGUGUGGCCUGACUGCUUUCCUUCGCCCCCUUUUCCGCAGUGGUGUUUUUUAUAAAUUCUAGAAACAACUUCUUAACAAAAUCAAUAAUUCGCCACAGCUAUAUCCCUUUCUUUGUUAAUACUACAAAACAAAAAAAACCUACCCCUCAAAACUGCAAAUAUCUUGGGGCUGCAACGAAGAAAAAGCAAAGGCAAGUGUAUCUUGCCUGCAUUUGGUAAGCCUCGCAGUUAAACGCCGAGUCUGAGUAAUUCAAGUGUCUGUGAAAUGUAAUUAACAAUACCUGAGCUGGUUAGAUUUCCUGAAAUAGCACAGUGAUGUUCUUCCUGGAACUGCUUUUUAUUGACAUAGAUUGGAGGUGUUGACAACAGCAGUAUAACGCUAAUGCUAGGAAGCAUGUGCUUCUGAAUUGUUUAUUUAACCAGUAUUAUUUUAAAGUGGAUUUCUUUAGAAAGUUCCUGUUCUUCCUUUCCUUCCUUUCCUGUUUUUCCUUUCUCUUACACACUGCAGACAAAUUGUCCCUCUAAGCUACCAAGGAAUGCCAGAAUUGUGAGAGCUGUUGUGCUUCACACUUCUGUAGUGGAGUCAGGCAAUCUUUGAUGGUUUAAUUUUUCAUAAUAUUAAAAAGUUCUGCAGAUAAAGGAGGAUGCUCUUCUAGUCUGAUUACCCAAUUUUAACAUUGUACACAACUAUUGCAAUUGAGUGGGGGGAAAAAAAACCCAACAAACCCCAAAUCCCUGACCCUGAGUUAAAUAUCUGUGAAGUUAAAACUCAGCUCUGGCCUAAUCUGAAGUUCACUGUUGUUUUGAUGUAUUUUUAUUUUAAGUGUGACAUCCUCUUACCUUUAUAAGUACAGUGAUAUUAAAUAUUGAUGACUAUUUCACUUCUCCAACUUCAAUUAGUGUAGAUGUAUCCUGGUGUUUUGAAAGGCAGUUCCUAAUUACUGUCUGUUAUGAGAGAGAUUUGACCUGGUCCCUUGGGUUCUUUCCUGUGAAAGCUGUCUCAUUUAUUUUGGGAUAAGGUGGCUAAAAUGAUUCUUGGCAUGUAUUGUUUAACAUGUGUAUAUUUUCUUGUGAACAGUAAUUGUUGCACCCUUCAGAACACAAUUUUCAGUUUUAAGGUGAAGUUUUUAGUUACAAAGCUUAUUUGGUUAAGGACUUCCUCCUUUAGUGGUACCCAAGAGGAUUAAAAAGGCUGUAAAAGAUUUUCAGUUUUCAUGCUGAAGCAGAUACAAGAGGCAGAAGAACUUCUUUAUUCUCACAGAAAACUUUGAAUGAAAUUUAAAAUGUUGCACAAUAAAAAAAAAGCCUGUGAUAUAGCCAUUUAUGAAGUCAUUGAAGGCUGAUAUUUAACUUCGAAUUGUCUCAGUAAGGGAGUUUAAAUUGUUUUAAAACAUUUUUAUUACAGAUGUGUGACUUCUCUUACCAAAUUCUGAAGUGCUGUGUCUUUUGAGUUCGCCGUUCAGUAUUCCUUUGUGAAGGAAAGCCCUUUAAAUGUACAUCUGAUGAAUCCAGAAGUUGUUCUUUAUGAAGUAAUUAAUUUUAUAAUUAAGUCAGGACCUUGUCUAUGCUAUGAACUGUGUAGGUGACUGGACAUGUCAAAGCUGAUUGUAGCUGACAGCUUGUGGCUGACUCUCUCCUUGUAUAUUUAUGAAAUAUAAACAGGAUGAUUCAUUGUGUUUCAAUUUUUUAGUUUAUUUUUCCUUACAUUGGUUGUUUUUUCUGUUAGGCAUUUUCCCCACCUCUUACAGCUAUAGGAAAAUGUGGUAGAACAUUUCAUUUUAACUGAUAUUUAUUAAAAUAUUUACUUUAAUACAUUUUUUUUUUAGUAAUGUGAAGUCAUAAUAUUUUAUGGUUGCCGAGUGAGUGAGGGGGUUUGCCACAGUAAAAAUAAGUUUAAAUGCUUUUCCUUGUUUAGUAUGAAACAAACAAACAAAUUCCAAGAAUAUUUAGUUCAGACAUUUAUCUUGAGUAGGUGACAAAUAAUGCAGGCACGUGGCAGCCUGGAUGUGAGACAAAUGUCUGGUUCAAGUCUGUUCUGGAAAUUUGUACAUUUUGAAGUAGGUGGCAUAUUUUCAAAAAAGGAAAAGGAAAGGGAAAAAAGUGCUUCAUUGUUUCAAGCCUCAUUAGAGUUUUAAUGAACAGUAGAGGCUGAGGAGGAAUGUUCAAACAGCUGAAAGCUCUGUGUGUUUUAGGGGAGCUGCAUUAAGGAGGCUCUCAGAUAUCUCCUGUUCUCUUGCUGGGGUCUUUUCCCCUUUGGCUCAAACACAAACGUGUUUUGGCUGACAUUUUUGGUUGCUCCCAGUAAUGGGAAUGGUUUAUGAUAACCAGCACUGCUGAAAUCGUGAUGGAUUUCAUUCCCAGUCCUGUUCCAUGAUUAUUGUCUGGCUAUGUGCUGGAUGAGGGUUUCUUUUCUUAGGUGCAUGGGUGCUGAAAGUACUUAAAUUGGGAAUUUAAGGGUGUCAGAAGCAGAGAUGGGAACUUUUAAACACAAGACUGACCAUUUGAACAAUGUGGUAUGACAAGAUUUUGAUGUUCCCUCAUAACUUGCAUUUAAAGGAUGUUCACUUUAAAAUUCUAGCAGUUUUUGUGUCGAUUGUUUUGUGGUGAAAAAGAUGUGACUGUGCACGUGGGACAAGAAAAGCCAGAGGUCUGGGCAGAAGAUUAUUAGAAUAUUGGGGGGUGUUGGUGUACCUGAUGUCAGAGCUAGUUUACUGAGAAAUGUCUCAGAAGGUGGGGUAAUACGGAAUGACAUAAAAUCAUCUCAGUUUAGAUUUCAGCCAGUCACACAAAAACAAGACAUAUUGACAAGCUUUCUAUCUAACCUUAUAAAACAUACGUAAUGGUAGUUAAAACAAAGACUAUUUCAUAAGAAACAAAGAACAGAGUUCUAUUCAUGCUAACUUUCUAAAGAUAUACAUUAAAUAAACUUGUUGCUAUCUUAAAGCUAAAUCUACAAAGUCUUAUUGUUAUUUGUCACGUCUACUACUUAAAAAACUUCUCCACUUGCUUAAGAAACUUCUGCUGUAACAGAACUUCGAAUUAGAAGCUAAAGCCUACAUACUCUUUUUUAACUAUUUUUAAAAAACCCUCUAACUUUAUAGAUUCUAACAAGUGAGGAAAAAGAGGGUGACAUUGAUUAAACUUUGGAUUAACUAUUUUUUUGGUAAUGUUGACUUUAAAUCAAAGACUGACAAGUAACUAUCUGCAAUGGCCAAUUUGCAGCUUACCAGGUUUGUUUAUUUGAGCUUUGCGAAGGCUACAGCUGUGGUCUCUGCACUUAAACUGGGAUCAUUUACCACUGGUUUUAGAAGGCACCAGUGUAGGAAGUUACAUGUUCAAGAGGCCUGAAUUUCCAAAACUUGUAAGGUUUCAAAAUUGCACAAAAGACUGGAAAUUGAAAUAAUCUUCACAUUUCGUUGAAUGAAGAAGUAACCAUGGAACGAAGGCAAAGAGGAGUCAGUGCUGGACUGCUUUUGCUGCUUUAUCAAAUUUCUCAAGUUGGGCUCCAGAACAUUCCUGCUGUUACCCUUGGGGUACUUGUGCUGAAUAUUUUUCUCUUUCUGAAUCCUUUGAGGCCGCUCUCUGAAGUGUGUCUCAGUGUAAAUGAAGCUGUCCACAAAAAGAACUGGCAGCGUUUGCUGCUUUCUCCUUUCCACCAUGCAGAUGAUUGGCACUUGUAUUAUAACAUGAUUUCCAUGCUCUGGAAGGGCAUAAUGCUGGAAAGAAAGCUGAAGAGCAUAUGGUUUGCCUACAUAAUUGCAGUAUUUUCUGUACUGAUUGGAGUAGUUUACAUGGUGCUGGAAGUCCUGCUUGUGAUAAUUCUGGAUGAUCCUUCCUAUGAAAUGAAUUGUGGCGUAGGUUUUUCAGGAGUCUUGUUUGCUUUGAAAGUUCUGAACAACCAUUACAACCCAGGAAGAGUGAGCAGUGUCUUUGGAUUGCCCAUAUCCAGUAAAUAUGCGUGUUGGGUGGAGCUGCUGGCUAUUCAUUUCAUCUCCCCAGGGACUUCUUUUGCUGGGCAUCUGUCAGGGAUUCUUGUUGGAUUGAUGUACACUAUGGGACCUCUGAAAAAGAUCAUGCGAGCCUGUGCAGCUGGCAUUUCUUUCUUCACUGAGCCUGACAGGCCAAGGGACUACUAUUCAGAGUAUUAUGGCCAUUAUCCAGAUUAUCAAUACAGAGUUCCAAGGAGCUACUUUGAUUAUACAGGUGGGCUCACUGAAGAGGAACAGCUUGAAAGGGCAGUGCUAAACAGUCUUAAUGAAAGAGAUGUUGGUGGAGGAACACACAAUCAUGGGCAGCGACCUUAUGGGUUUUGGUUUCCACCUGAGAACUCAGAAGAGGACAUGAGAAGGCGAAGGCUUCGUAGAUUUGACAGAUGAUGAAGUUGGCAGGUGUUGAUGUAAAGUGCUAUUCAGGCUUACCAAAAUAUUUACAGAUUUAUUUGUAAUCUGUAAUUUACAGAAUAAUUUAUAGUAUUUUUCCAUUAUUUUUACUACUUGUUGCAAAACUGCAUAGAAUUUUGUGGGUUCAAACUCAAAGUUGGAACUUGAAUAAAAACCAUGUGAGAUAGGAAUAAAUAUGUGAUCUUUGGCCAUCUCCAUCUUAAUGCACCUUAAAUGGAAGAAGACUGAUGUUUUUUUCAAACUGUCUUUUUUUCCUUAAAUUAUUUUGUAUAGCUUUAAGAAUUCCUCAGCUUCUUGACUGCUGAUGUUCUCAGACAACAGGUUUUCUUCUUCCAUUGCAACUGAAAUGUUACGUUUUCUAUGUAACUUUGAAACUAUGCAGUUUUUCCUCACAAACCUUUCUCAUUUAUCUCUGAUGACCAGUUCAUUUUUUGGGAUUACCAUGUGAAAUGCCACUUGAAAAGAUUGGUUUGAUGACAGUAGCUGGGUUAUGUGAAUCUAGGCUUAAGCUCUUGAGCAGACAAAUAGUUGCAGCUAUCCUUCCCCUGCUGUCCUUACCAAGGAAUUUUUCAAUACAAACUUCAGUGUGGCAGUCUUCCUGACAUCAUAUUAUCUAGAACUUGGAUGAGAUAAAACUGAGUGGUUACUACUUAUGUUUUCAUAAAGCCUUUCUUAAUAUUUAUGUUUUAAAUCAAAAACUGCUGCCCUUUACAGAGCUGCAAUAAUUUAUUAGGAGUUUUCUGUAAAGGUAGGUGGCUAUGCCAUACACAGUAUAUAUUUAUUUACUAAUAUUUUUGAAAUGUCUGUUUCCCUUUCUAAGAAGGCUUGGAAGUUUUCUUUUGUAUAUGCUGUUCAUGCAGCUUUAAAAAUUCCACUAUUUCUCUAUAUUUAUCUUGUUUGAAGACCAAUCUCAGAGCUGAGAGUUUGUAGACUUGUGGAGAUCACACCUAAACACAGGCUACCUUGAAUUGUUCAUUUUUGAGAAUUUCCUUACCCAGCCAGAGGAGCUGACAGGAGACCGGAGAGCUCAGGUGUCCCACUGGGCACACCCUCCACAUAAGUCUGUCUUCUCUAUGGCACUGCUGCCUCUUAAUGUUAACUGAUGAACCUUGAGGGCUUUGGUUUCCAGUAUCACCAUGAAAAUCACUCCUUGUCCAGGCAUUUUAUCCUCAGAAUGAAAGAACUUGGGGACGUUCCUGUAAAUCUGUUGCAGAGCGGUGUGGCUGCAGAAGAAUAAUUUGGUUAUUGGCUUUUGACACAGACCUGUUGGAUUCUCCUCAUCAGCACUGAUGGAGUGAGGAUUAGGAUAAGCAGUUUAAGGGUUUCACCAACCUGUGCUUUAUGAGGUCUACUUUUCUAUGAGGUUAUUUUUUUAAUAUAAAAAACAGUGCUGUGUAUUUCAUACAGAAAAAUAUCCUGAAAGGAAAUUUUUUACUGUGUUCUUUCAAUAAAUAGUACCUGCCCUUUCUGUUUGUAGCUAAUGUAUGUAAGGGAAGCUCUUGUUUGCUGGGAAAAGCACAAUAUCAGGAUGCAGACUUUGGGCUCGAGGUUUUGGGACACAACAGGCACAACUGCAGUGGGAAUCCAGCUACAGACAGAAUGCUGAUUUCUGCUGUGUUCUUGGGCUUGGUUGAUUUUGUAUAUAUGCAAUAGCCGUAGAUUAAACAGCAGACACUUUUAUAGAAGGCCAACUUUUUUAUGUUCACUGAAAAUAAGUCUCAAAAACCUGUAUACUUUUCUCAGCAGGUAAUAAUCAGAUGUAAAUGAGAAGGAUGUAGCAUUGGUUCCUCAGAAAUCCUUUAAUGCUCUGGUCAAAAGUUUCAGUGUAACAUACUGUGUGUGCUAAACUCUGAUAUUUUUCUUAUUUAAAAGCACAGGAUGUGCUGCUAGUCAGGUAAAAAAGAUACUUAAGGAAAAUCAAAAACCUGAUUACAAUUUAUAAGCCCUUGGUUUUGUAAAGUGAACUUGGACAUACAUGCCAUUAAAUAUUCACAAAAAUUUUCAGUACUAAUAAAUGUUCUGUUGUUUUGACUUUUUUUUGUAUACAGAAUUGAAAUAAAUAUUUUUUUAACAUUUAAA
Messenger RNA from Zonotrichia albicollis (white-throated sparrow), 6971 nucleotides. RefSeq names its product rhomboid domain containing 1 (gene RHBDD1). Lineage: Eukaryota; Metazoa; Chordata; Aves; Passeriformes; Passerellidae. Gene Ontology annotation, biological process: cellular response to unfolded protein; negative regulation of apoptotic process. Gene Ontology annotation, cellular component: endoplasmic reticulum; membrane. The record is from RefSeq and is a predicted model, not a curated record. Gene Ontology annotation, molecular function: serine-type endopeptidase activity.